UAUUGUUGAUACAGCCGCAUUCUUUCAGCCCCCCCUUCCCACUAAUUUAGGGAUUUUUUUGGGGGGUGGAAUUGAGGGAGUCGUUCCCUCCCUACAUCCCCAGGAAAACUUGUGUUAGCUCUCUCAACUUCCCACCUCCGCCCUCACAGAUGCAGACUGUUGAGUGUUUCACAUCAGCCGGGUUCAUUCCAGCUCAACUUCUGUGUCUCAUGCAGACUUAAAUCAGAGCUCGUGGUGGACUUCCAGCUACACAAGGUUUGGUCCCAGUUGGACUUCUUGGCUCUGCUUUGGAUUAAACGGUUGUCAACAUCCACUGUGGACUGUACUGGAGGUAAACUCUGCAACUCCCACAGCUGGCUGAAACUUAUCUGUACAGUGGGGAACUGAGGCAACACAGAGCUGAUGUGUUCUGAAAAUGUCUUUUUUGCCAUGUUAAUAUCUCAACCAUUAACUGAGGAGGGAAGAGAACGGCUGUGCUGGACAAACACAGACUGAGAGGUCAUCUCUGAACUCCUGAUUCGGACAUGGGGAAAGUCUACUAUGUCAGUAAAAACGUGGGCCUCGGAUUGCUUGUGCUGGCGGCCUGCGCUCUGGCUACGAUUAUAGCUCUGUCCAUCGCCUAUGACAAGGAAAGGGCCAAGAAUCGAGGCAAGCCUGGAGAUGGAGCAACAGAGAGCACCAGCUUGCCAACACCCUUCACCACUCCCUUUACUCCUAAGGAGCCCUGGGACCACUACAGACUUCCAGACUCUCUUGUUCCUGUCUCCUAUAAUGUCACCCUGUGGCCCCGGCUGAAGCCCAAUGCAGAUGGCCUCUACAUCUUCUCUGGACAGUCAACUGUGAUCUUCAGAUGUGUGAAGGAAACAGACCUCAUCAUCAUCCACUCCAACAAGCUGAACUUCACCACCUUCCAGGGGCACCAUGCUAAGCUGAGUGGCCUGGGUGAAGCCACUGCGCCCACAAUACAAAGGUCUUGGCUUGUUGUGCGGACAGAGUAUCUGGUUCUUCAGCUACGCAGCAGACUGACUGUUGGAACAUCAUAUGUACUUAACACUAAAUUUCGGGGGGAGCUGGCAGAUGAUCUGGAGGGCUUCUACAGGAGUGAAUACACUGAGGAUGGUGUAAAGAAAGUCGUCGCUACCUCACAGAUGCAAGCAACAUAUGCCAGGAAAUCCUUUCCUUGCUUUGACGAGCCAGCAAUGAAAGCCGUCUUCAACGUCACCAUCAUCCACGACCGAGACACUGUGGCUCUGUCCAACGGCAGGGAAACGGGCAUUGAGGAUUCUGUCAUUGACAGCGUGCCUGUCAGAGUGACUACAUUUGAGCCCACAGAGAGAAUGUCCACAUAUCUGCUGGCGUUUAUUGUCAGUGACUUUGUUGACAUUCAAUCAACCCUUAACAGCAAUUUGUUGAUUCGAAUCUGGGCUCGAAGAAAAGCCAUAGACAACAAGCAGGGCGACUAUGCUCUCAACAUUACAGGGCCAAUCCUUCAGUUCUAUGAGCAUUACUACAAUGCCACAUAUCCACUUUCCAAGUCAGAUCAGAUAGCUCUGCCUGACUUCCAUGCCGGAGCAAUGGAGAACUGGGGUCUGGUCACAUACAGAGAGACUGCCCUGCUCUAUGACCCCAUCAUGUCUUCCACUGGAAACAAAGAGAGAAUUACAACUGUCAUCUCCCAUGAAUUGGCACACAUGUGGUUUGGCAACCUGGUGACUCUGAAAUGGUGGAAUGACCUGUGGUUGAACGAGGGCUUUGCGUCAUAUGUUGAGUACCUUGGAGCUGACCAUGCUGAGCCCACCUGGAGCAUGAAAGACGAGAUCGUACUGUCUGAUGUGCACAAAGUGUUUGCUGUGGAUGCCCUGGCCACCUCUCACCCACUGUCCCGUCGAGAAGAGGAGGUCAACACUCCUGCUCAGAUCAGUGAGAUGUUUAACACCAUCUCCUACAGCAAGGGAGCCGCAGUGCUCAGGAUGCUGUCAGAGUUUCUCACUGAGCCUGUGUUUGCCAAAGGACUCAGUUCUUAUCUGAAUACUUUUGCCUUUGGCAACACAGUGUAUACAGACUUGUGGGACCAUCUCCAGCAGGCAGUUGAAAACACACCAGGUAUUCAUAUUCCUCAUACCGUCCACAACAUCAUGAACCGCUGGACUCUUCAGAUGGGCUUCCCAGUGGUCACUGUUGACACCCGUACAGGAAGUAUCACCCAGAAACACUUCCUGUUGGAUCCAGAAUCUGUAGUGGACAGGCCCUCUGAGUUCAAUUACACAUGGUUUGUCCCAAUUAAAUGGAUGAAGACAGGUGUGGAGCAGGAACAGUACUGGCUCCUUCAAAGGACAGACACUCACAAUCUGAUGAGAGUUUCAGGACAGGACUGGGUGUUGGCCAACAUCGAUGUAUCUGGGUACUUUAGGGUGAACUAUGAUCUUGGCAACUGGGAUCGUCUCCUCUCCCUGCUCAACACCAACCAUCAGGCGUUAUCAAUUAUCAACAGAGCACAGAUCAUAGAUGAUGCAUUCAACCUAGCAAGAGCCAAAAUAAUCAAUACUACAUUGGCCCUGAGAACAACCAAAUACCUGUCCAAGGAAAGAGAGUACAUCCCCUGGGAGUCAGCUCUGAGAAACCUCAACUACUACAUCCUCAUGUUUGACCGCACUGAGGUUUAUGGAGCUUUACAGUCAUACCUCAAGAAACAAGUCCAACCACUUUUUGAGCACUUCAAGACAAUUACAGCUAACUGGACCAAAGUACCAUCAGGACACACUGACCAGUAUAAUCAGAUCAAUGCCAUUGGAACAGCCUGCAGUGCGGGUGUGGAGGGUUGCAGGGAGCUGAUCAAAAGCUGGUACAGACAGUGGAUGGAAAAUCCACAUCACAACCUGAUCCAUCCCAACUUGAAAAGCACAGUUUACUGCUAUGCCAUAGCCUAUGGUGGUGUGGAGGAGUGGGACUUUGCCUGGAGAAUGUUCAAGAAUGCCACUUUGGCAUCUGAAGCUUCCAGGCUCAGGACAGCGUUGGCCUGUGCCAAAGCACCUUGGCUUUUGAACAGGUAUCUGGAGUACACCCUAGACGUAAGUAAAGUCCGCAGGCAAGACGCCCUCUCUACCAUCCAGUACAUCGCCGGAAAUGUUGUGGGGAUGCCGCUGGCCUGGAACUUCGUCAGAGCAAGAUGGAGCCAGAUUUUCCAGCUGUAUGGGAGUGGAUCAUUUUCCUUCUCUAACCUCAUCGGCGGGAUCACAAAGAGAUUCUCUACAGAGUUUGAGUUGCAGGAGCUGAGGAAAUUCAAAGAAGACAACCUCCACAUUGGUUUUGGCUCCGCCACCUUGGCCCUGGAGCAGGCUAUAGAGAAGACAACAGCCAACAUUAAAUGGGUGACGGAGAACAAAGCCCAUGUGCUGAGGUGGUUUACUGAAGAGUCCACAUGAGAACACAGAAAGUCAAAGUCAGACGCUCUCUUUUUUUUUUUUU
Messenger RNA from Epinephelus fuscoguttatus (brown-marbled grouper), 3465 nucleotides. Its product is annotated as aminopeptidase N-like. The record is from RefSeq and is a predicted model, not a curated record. Gene Ontology annotation, biological process: proteolysis; peptide catabolic process. Gene Ontology annotation, molecular function: metalloaminopeptidase activity; zinc ion binding; peptide binding. Gene Ontology annotation, cellular component: cytoplasm. Lineage: Eukaryota; Metazoa; Chordata; Actinopteri; Perciformes; Serranidae. Bases 525 to 3422 code for a protein of 965 amino acids. The transcript has 22 exons.